AUGAGUUCCAUUGUAGCAUAUUCAGAAAAAGACCAAGAGAUUUACAAAGUGAAAAUAGGUGUCUAUCAGAACGACUGGGACGAUUCGAUUAAGAGUUACAAAUUUUUUGAAAACGAGUUGUGUUUCCAUGAUAGCAUUCUACUUCGUGGAAAUAAAAUUGUAAUACCACAGCAACUCUGCAAGAGUGUAUUAGAUGCUGCAUACGAGGGUCAUCCAGGUAUCGUAGCGAUGAAGGGACGCUUGAGAUCAAAGAGACAAAACACAAAAAGAAAAAGGAAAAGAGUUUUGCUCCAGUCCAAAAAGUUGCAUAAAUUUGAAGUAGCAAGUCUAGCAAACCUAUGUCCAGAAACACCUGAAGAAGCAAAAGCAUUAAUUCCAUCCCUUGAAGGAAGGUUUGAAGAUGAAGAGCUUAGAAUUUUGCUAGAUGAUAUUCAAACUAAGAGAAGUAUACAGUACUGA
Messenger RNA from Parnassius mnemosyne (clouded apollo), 459 nucleotides. Lineage: Eukaryota; Metazoa; Arthropoda; Insecta; Lepidoptera; Papilionidae. The record is from the annotation of a GenBank genome assembly.